Molecule: messenger RNA, 345 nt
Organism: Octopus sinensis (East Asian common octopus)
Lineage: Eukaryota; Metazoa; Mollusca; Cephalopoda; Octopoda; Octopodidae
Product: protein krueppel-like
Exons: 3
Coding region: 1-345 (114 amino acids)
Biological process (GO): negative regulation of transcription by RNA polymerase II
Molecular function (GO): DNA-binding transcription repressor activity, RNA polymerase II-specific
Source: RefSeq, a predicted model, not a curated record
AUGGCUGAUGGAAAAAUAGUGGUAGAAAUAAAUAUUGGAUUGAAAAAUACUUUGGGUAGAAGAAGUCUGAGGCUGGCCAUGGGAGUGAACCCACAUCUCCUUUGUACCUUAACUAACCACAAAGGUAUUCAUACAGGUGAAAAACCCCACAGCUGUAGCAUUUGUGGUAAAUCAUUCUCACUAAGACAUCACUUAACUGAACACAAGAAUAUUCAUUCAGGAGAGAAACCAUAUCAUUGUGAUAUCUGUUAUAAAUCAUUUUAUCAGAUUCGUACCUUAACUAAUCACAAACGUCUUCAUACAGAUGGGAAAACAUAUCACUGUGGUAUCUGUGGAAAUAGCUGA